Molecule: messenger RNA, 643 nt
Organism: Canariomyces notabilis
Lineage: Eukaryota; Fungi; Ascomycota; Sordariomycetes; Sordariales; Chaetomiaceae
Exons: 2
Source: RefSeq, a predicted model, not a curated record
CCGGCAUCCACGACACGGCUGUUCUCGCCAAGAUCGGCGCAAAGCCUGACCAAGUGCCCCUCGACAACAUCAAGCUCGCUGGCGACUUUUUGGUCUGGAUGGCGAGCCCUGAAGCUGCUUUUCUUAGGGGCCGUCAGGUAUGGGCCAAUUGGGACGUGGACGAGCUGAAGCUAGAGGCUGAUGUCCUCCAGGCUGGUCGGAUGCUGACAAGUGUCAUGGGUGGUUGGCCAUAUCCUUGGCAUCUGCCACAUCAUAUGAUCGGAAUAGAUCUGCCUUUAAUAGCUGAGGAGAAGCUUGUGUAAUAUCCAUGGCUAAGCCAACUCUUAGUGGGCAGGAAAUAUCUGCCUGAGUUUGCAUGUUAGCCCUAGCAUCAGAGCCGCUUCUCCGCCAAUAUGUGCUUCUCAACAAGCCGAUCCAACUUGACAUGAUGCCCAAGCCAGGCACAAGUCUACACCGACCCAAACCCAGGGCGGAACUCAAUGGGGGGGGUCAUAAAAGUAGACUGUGUGCUGCGUGUAGUAAGAAAUUGUGCAAAAUAACUGUUCGAUCGACGUACCAGAGUCUAAAACUGCCCAUGUCCAAAGCCCGUAACCUCUGGAAGUGUGCUGUCCCAAAUCCUCAACCAUGCCCUCUCGUAGCAGCA